CGCGGCAACACCAAGGAGCUGCAGUCCCUGCUGCAGAACAUGACGAACUGCGAGUUCAACGUCAACUCCUUCGGGCCCGAGGGGCAGACGGCGCUGCACCAGUCCGUCAUCGACGGCAACCUGGAGCUGGUCAAGCUCCUGGUCAAGUUCGGCGCCGACAUCCGCCUGGCCAACCGCGACGGCUGGAGCGCCCUGCACAUCGCCGCCUUCGGGGGCCACCAGGACAUCGUCCUCUACCUGAUCACCAAGGCCAAAUACUCCGCGGGCGCCCGGUGAUGCCGGGGCCGCCGCUCCCCGGCCGCCAACGCUGCUCCCCCCCCC
Egretta garzetta (little egret) is the source of this 321-nucleotide messenger RNA. It is a transcript of the gene NRARP, whose product is annotated as NOTCH regulated ankyrin repeat protein. The transcript has a single exon. The annotation marks the transcript as partial. The record is from RefSeq and is a predicted model, not a curated record. Gene Ontology annotation, cellular component: cytoplasm. Gene Ontology annotation, molecular function: enzyme inhibitor activity; phosphatase regulator activity; protein binding. NCBI's taxonomy places the organism in Eukaryota, Metazoa, Chordata, Aves, Pelecaniformes, Ardeidae.